This is a messenger RNA of Drosophila grimshawi, 1398 nucleotides long. It is a transcript of the gene Vps36, whose product is annotated as vacuolar protein-sorting-associated protein 36. The transcript is spliced from 3 exons. The record is from RefSeq and is a predicted model, not a curated record. The coding region runs from base 57 to 1253 and encodes 398 amino acids. NCBI's taxonomy places the organism in Eukaryota, Metazoa, Arthropoda, Insecta, Diptera, Drosophilidae. Gene Ontology annotation, molecular function: phosphatidylinositol-3-phosphate binding; ubiquitin binding. Gene Ontology annotation, biological process: protein transport to vacuole involved in ubiquitin-dependent protein catabolic process via the multivesicular body sorting pathway. Gene Ontology annotation, cellular component: ESCRT II complex; late endosome membrane.
CAACAGUGCUGAAAAUCAAAACAAAUAUAGAAGUUUAUUAAUUGGGAGCUUAAGCAAUGAAUCGCUUUGCCUACCAGGAGGCUCGUUUAGGGGAAAGCGAGACCUUUGUAAGCCGCGACCGUAACGUCAAAAUCUACGAUGGCGAUCAAAAGACGGAAUUCGCGGAUGGGGAAGUUGUGCUUACCACACACAGACUAUUCUGGGGCAGGCCAGGGGAAAUAGCACGAGCUGCCGUCACGCUAUGCCUGCCACUUAGCUAUGUGGUCUCUCUCAGUGAGGAAACAACAGCCUCCAAUUUCUUUGGACGCAAAACGCGUAUUAUAAUGCACCUACGACCGCCCAAUCCAAAUAAAGCUCCUGGUCCACUGGACACAAGUCGAGCUGCUCACAUAAAGCUUUCAGGCAAGAACGGACUAAGCGUGGAGUUUCACAGCGCCUUGCGAGAGACUUUGAGCGCACGCGUCUGGGAAAUCUCAUUGGCAAGCGAGACGAUAGUGAGAGGAGCCGAGUCUGUGGCCAAUGUCAGCGAUAGGCUCGCGAGGAUUCAGAAGCGAACGGGUAUUGGCGGCAUAGAACGUAAUCUUGAAGCAAAGGCCAAGGCGACGGACGAGAAUAUAGCACUUGCUUUUCAGGACUUGAGUGUCCUCAUGGCCAUGGCAAAGGAUAUGGUGGGUCUGUCCAAGAAUAUUAGCAGCAAAAUACGUGAGCAAAAAGGUGAGAUAUCCGAUGACGAAACGGUGCGCUUCAAAUCUUAUCUGCUCAGCUUGGGCAUUGAUGAUCCGGUGACGCGCGACAACUUUACUAGCAAUACGGCGUACUUCAAUAGUUUGGCUCAGCAAAUCUGCGAAAUGCUACUCGAUCCCAUUGAAGAACACGGUGGUAUGAUGUCACUGGCAGAUGUAUAUUGUCGCGUAAAUCGUGCUCGUGGCUUUGAACUACUCUCGCCCGAGGAUUUACUCCACGCUUGCGAGCAGCUCAAUGGUCCCAUAAAACUUCGCCGAUUUCCGAGCGGUGCCAUGGUUUUGCAGCUGGAGUCCCAAGAUGAUGAACUAAUUGCCAUUGACACAUCGGAGAAAGUUCGUGAGGCCGAGUCGCUGGCCGUAGAGGAGCUUGCCAAGCAACUGGGCAUAUCACUGUUACUAGCUAAGGAGCGGUUAUUGGUCGCCGAGCGAUUGGGAAAAGUUUGCCGCGAUGAAUCCGUUGAGGGACUGCGAUUCUAUGCAAAUCUAUUGCUUUUCCGUGAUAUCGACUAGCUGUCAUAAGUAAACGAUAUAUUUAUAUAUAUAUAUAUAUAUAUGCAAUAAACAAUAUCUCUAACAUACAAAAAUACGAUUUAAACUGGUGCAAUAUGCAGCGCCUGCAUUGAAAUAAACACACUGCUUUUGUACAUUCACACAA